AAUGUGUGGGCGGCUCCCUCUCCCUCGUCUCUCCGUUUAAAACAAUCAAAACUUACCAAAACUCUGUCUCUAUAUAUAUAGCUUUCAAGUUCACUAGCUAUACAGACAAAGAAAGAGCUCGAACAGAAUUGUUAAUUUUAUUAAUUUAUAUAUUUAUUUGCAGAAAAAGCUUCGAAAAUGGAUCCGUCGCCAUUGACAUUCACCGAAAUUCAGGUCGAGACCGCGAAAUUUCCCCCGGCAGUGAAGCCUCCUGGAUCGGCUAAGACUUUGUUCCUCGGAGGCGCAGGAGUGAGGGCGCUGGAAAUCCAGGGAAAUUUAGUGAAGUUCACGUCCAUCGGAGUUUACUUAGAGGAUAGCGCCGUAACAUGGCUAGCUGGAAAGUGGAAGGGGAAGACGCCGGAAGAGUUGACGGAGUCCGUCGAGUUCUUUAGGGAAAUUGUAACUGGCCCUUUUCAUAAAUUUACUCGGAUAACGAUGAUAUUGCCAUUGACGGGGAAACAAUACUCGGAGAAAGUAGCAGAAAAUUGCGUCGCAAUUUGGAAAUCUCUUGGAAUUUACAGUGAUGCAGAAGCCAAAGCCAUCGAUAAAUUUCUUGACAUCUUUAAAGAUGAAAAAUUCCCACCUGGCUCCUCUGUUCUUUUCACUCAGUCACCCUCUGGUUCUUUAGCGAUAAGUUUCUCGAAAGAUGAAUCCAUACCAGAAACAUGGAAUUGUGAGAUAGAAAACAAACUACUUUCAGAAGCAGUGUUGGAGUCGAUUAUCGGUAAGAAUGGGGUUUCUCCAGGGGCAAGACAAAGCAUGGCCUCAAGGCUUUCAAAAUUGCUGAAAGAGACUGGUAGCACUAUUGAUCAUAAGGUUGCUGGCGAGAUCAAUGAUGACAUUAAUUUGGAAGCUGCAAAAGCAUGCAAGGAGAGGGAUGUGCUUCCAAUGGAAAAUGGAAAGCCCAAAGUGACAAAUGAAUGAUUCAGUGAUUAUGAUUUGUAACCUAUGCUCCAAGCUACUAUCAUUUUCAUGUCACCAGUUGAAACACCGCUUUAUAAUGUAUUAUCUUCUUUUGAAAA
Messenger RNA from Humulus lupulus (European hop), 1061 nucleotides. RefSeq names its product chalcone--flavanone isomerase. The transcript has 4 exons. Gene Ontology annotation, molecular function: chalcone isomerase activity. Lineage: Eukaryota; Viridiplantae; Streptophyta; Magnoliopsida; Rosales; Cannabaceae. Gene Ontology annotation, biological process: flavonoid biosynthetic process. The coding region runs from base 178 to 963 and encodes 261 amino acids. The record is from RefSeq and is a predicted model, not a curated record.